GUUGAAUGAACUCAAUUUUAACCAAACCAAUAUAUUUUAAACCGGAACGGAGCGAAAGGAUCCUGAGCAGCCAUGGAAGAGCAUGAAUUUCGACGCCUUCUCGAUCUCUUUCCCAUAGUUCGAUCCCGAGAUUACCAAGCUGACUCAAAAUUAUCAAAACAAUCAACUUCACGAUCAGCAAGAAAUGAGCAGGUAAUUGACUGGCAAAAUGCAUGGAAUGAGGAGGAUAAAAAGGAAGGUGAAACUCAAGGAAUAGAUUGGGGAGCAGAUUCAUUUUGGGAGAAAUUGAGGUCAGCAGCAGUGGAAAAGGUUGGUCCAGCACAGGCAGAGAGCUUCUGCAAGGCUUUUCAGAAGGUUCAUAAGAGACUUGUACAUGAAGAGUUAAGUCUGGAUGCUGCUAAAAGAUUUUUAAAUUCAGAAACAAGUUCAGUAGAGUAACUUUUCAGUUGUUCUUUUCUCUGGAAAUGUUGAUCUUAGUUUAUGUUACUUCAAACAGAAAUAAAGAAAAGAUUAAAGGAAUGGAUUGUAAGAUGGAUUUAAGUAGAUCUGUUUUCUAUCUUAUAAUCAUAGGAUAAACUGGGAAAUGGAAAUUUGAUUAUUUACAUUUGCA
Molecule: messenger RNA, 610 nt
Organism: Nelumbo nucifera (sacred lotus)
Lineage: Eukaryota; Viridiplantae; Streptophyta; Magnoliopsida; Proteales; Nelumbonaceae
Product: octanoyltransferase
Source: RefSeq, a predicted model, not a curated record